CUUUAUAAUUUAAUUUCACUCAUAUUCUCUCUCUUCAUCAUCUUCAAUUCAAUUGUGCUACAUACAGGAAGAGGAAAAUACCACUUCGUUAAAGGUUUUUAUUUUCUCGAUUUCAAUCUCAGUGUUGUUUUGAUUCAUUAUCUUGUUCCUGUUUAUGUUUUCGCAAGUAUCGACAGAUUUGUUGUUUGAUUUUUAUCAUUAAUCAAUCUGAUUUUGACCUGUAAUUCUUACAUUUUUGAUCGGGUUAAAAUGUUUCGAACAAUCAAUCUGAGCCUCAUUAGGGCACAAUUUAUGUGUGAUUCCAUGUAUUUUGAUCUUAAACUAGGGUUUGGUCCUAAUUUGAGCAUCUUAAUUAGGUCCAUUAGUUAGAAUAUGUGUUUCCUUUAGGUUCCUAAUUGGCCGAGAAUCGAAGAAGCUGUUGAUCGCGUGCACCUAGAGAGAAUAGAUUGGGAUUAACUGAUUAAGAUGACCGACAUUCGGCAACAGUUGCAACAGAAGUCGGAUAGUUCCACAACUGAUGCCCGUGCUGAAUUUGAGCGAGGAUUGGAGGAAUUAGUUCGUGGGCACUUAGACGACUGCAUCUCAUUUGCUUCUUGUAGCUCUCCACGUACAGUAACUACUACUGAGGACGAAGAUGAUGAAGGUGAUCAGCUUUUACGGAGGAGGAGAAGGUCUGAUAUUGAAGGAGAUGAUCUGGCUGAAUCUUCAGCUGUUAGAAGACGUCAUUCACGGAUCCUCAGUAGUUGGGCUGCUAGGCAGGCACAAGAGAUGAUCACUACAAUCGAGAGGAGGAAUAGAGAAUCCGAGCUGAUGGCAUUAGCUGGUCUCCAGACAGUUUCCAUGCUUGACUCAUCUUUCUUGAGGGGAUCUCCAUCUCCACCUUCGAGGAGACAGAGUAGUAACGUCGAGGGAUUGAGCACUCGGGCGUCGUCGAUCUUGCAGAUGUGGAGGGAAUUGGAGGAUGAACAGAUGGAAACACAAAACGAGCGAGGAGGGGGGGAAGAACGAGAGAGUUCUAGUAGAGAGCAAUCGCCUGAUCUCGGUGAUAUUGAAAGGGAGAGGGUUAGACAAAUUGCUCGGGGAUGGAUGGAGAGUGGUGUGACUGACCGUUCUUCGAAUGCUUCUCAUAGAAGCGGUGGACCUAGGGCGGAAUGGCUUGGUGAGACUGAACGUGAGAGGGUUAGAAUUGUAAGGGAGUGGGUGCAAAUGACUAGCCAAGAGAGAGGAUCUCGUGGGAAUAGGAGAGGGGAAGAACAGGUGUCUGGACCACCACGUGAAGGUAUGAUUGUUGACCAUGAUGAGGGCCAUCCAGAGAAUGCUCGUAGAGACAGGCUCAGAUUACGAGGAAGGCAAGCUGUUGUUGAUUUACUUGUUCGAAUUGAAGGUGAAAGGCAGAGGGAGCUUCAGGGCUUGUCAGAGUAUCGAGCUGUUUCUGAAUUCGCUCAUCGCAAUCGCAUUCAGGCACUACUCAGAGGCCGUUUUUUACGAAAUGAGAGGCCUGUGGAGAAUGAGAGGCCUCCUUCAGUUGCAGCAAGUGAAUUAGUUCAGUUAAGGCAACGCCAUACAGUUUCGGGUUUGAGCCGGGAAGGUUUCCGCUCAAGAUUGGAAACUAUUGUCAGAGGACAAGUAGAAAGCCAUUCUGAUACUUCUCCCCCCAAUGUCAUCACUGAUUCUAGAAAUGAUGAGGCUCAUGUGAAUACCAUAGAGGACAAUCAUGUUGAGGAUGAUGAGAUACCAGAACCUACAACUCAGGAAACUGAAACUAACAUUCAACGUAUAUCGAAUCCUUCCACAGUUUCAGAGACUAAUACAUCCAGUGAUCAAAGAGAGGAUCUUCCGGACCAUGAUACUCAAGAUGGGGGAAGAAACUGGACAGAGGCAACAUAUGAGCAAAUUAGUGAUUGGAGAGAGAACAAUGCGGAGGAUAUGGAUGCUAAUAACAGUUGGCACCAGGAAACCCCUGGAAAUGAGGACGUGGACGAAGAUCAUCCACGAGAAUCCCAUGAUGUCUGGAAUGAGGAUGCAAGUAGGGGAACCGUAGAAAGUUGGACAAAUUCUCCUUCAGAUUGGCCAAGACUGUCCCGUUUGGUUCCUGUCAGAAGAGUGAAUAGAUUCCAUCCACCAGAUGAUGAUAAUGUGUAUAGUAUGGAACUCAGAGAACUUUUAAGCAGGAGGAGUGUUUCUAAUCUUCUUCGUAGUGGUUUCAGAGAGAGUCUGGAUCAGUUAAUUCAGUCCUAUGUAGUGAGGCAAGCCCAUGCACCCAUUGACUGGGAUUUGCAUAGGAACUUGCCAAUUCCUGCUUCACCUGACCAUGAUCUGGCUCAGCAGAGGGAAGAGCAGAAUGAAGAUCAAAUUGAUAUUGGUAGACCUUCACUAGUGCUACCAUCCCCACCAGUACCUCCUCCACAACCACUUUGGCAUCAGGAUUUGCAUCAUUCUAGCUGGACCCGCCACAGCAUGAAUCGCUCUGAACUUGAAUGGGAGAUGAUUAAUGAUCUUAGGGCGGAUAUGGCCAGACUUCAGCAAGGUAUGAACCACAUGCAGAGGAUGCUGGAAGCUUGCAUGGACAUGCAACUGGAGCUCCAACGCUCUGUAAGGCAGGAGGUUUCUUCAGCUCUAAAUCGCUCUUCUGGUGGAGAAGGGAUAGUAGCAGAAACUUCGGAGGAUGGAUCGAAAUGGGGACACGUGAAAAAGGGUACUUGUUGCGUUUGUUGUGACAGCCAUAUUGAUUCUUUACUAUAUAGAUGUGGGCACAUGUGCACUUGCUCAAAAUGUGCUAAUGAGUUGGUCCGAGGAGGAGGAAAGUGCCCUUUGUGUAGGGCACCAAUUGUUGAAGUGAUUCGAGCUUACUCAAUAUUAUAGAAGAAAUUGUUUGUAAAAAAAAAUGAAGUGGUAUAGAGAAGAACAACACAUUAAAAAUGGAGCUGUUGUUAUUAUAUGUAGCCUAUGAGCUCCUCAUGUUUAUCACUUGUUGUAGGGUGUAUCUUCCUUUUUUUUUUUUUAUUGCUGAUUCAUUCUUAAAUAAAAUUUCCAGCUAAAUAUUCUUUCUCAA
This is a messenger RNA of Impatiens glandulifera, 3052 nucleotides long. RefSeq lists its product as uncharacterized. The coding region runs from base 466 to 2862 and encodes 798 amino acids. The transcript has 7 exons. NCBI's taxonomy places the organism in Eukaryota, Viridiplantae, Streptophyta, Magnoliopsida, Ericales, Balsaminaceae. The record is from RefSeq and is a predicted model, not a curated record.